Messenger RNA from Marmota monax (woodchuck), 978 nucleotides. It is a transcript of the gene Trpt1, whose product is annotated as tRNA phosphotransferase 1. Lineage: Eukaryota; Metazoa; Chordata; Mammalia; Rodentia; Sciuridae. The transcript has 8 exons. Gene Ontology annotation, molecular function: tRNA 2'-phosphotransferase activity. Gene Ontology annotation, biological process: tRNA splicing, via endonucleolytic cleavage and ligation. The record is from RefSeq and is a predicted model, not a curated record. The coding region runs from base 158 to 868 and encodes 236 amino acids.
GCCGCCGAGGUGAGCGUGUCCGAGGCUCCGGUGCGCACGACCUUUCCCGGAGUCGGUCGCAACGCCCGCCCCUCCUUCCCGGCCGCCUUGCCCGCACAGCGACGGGCCAGCGACGGGCCUGGGUCCCGGGGCUGCAGUGUGACCGUGGUUUCUGACCAUGAACUCCUCUGGAGGAAAGAGGCAGGAAGCAGCAAGGCCCACGGGUAGAAAGGCUCACAAACCCCGGGAGCAGGACCCAGAUGUGCAACUGUCCAAGGCUCUGUCAUAUGCCUUGCGACACGGGGCCCUGAAGCUGGGCCUUCCCAUGGGGGCUGAUGGCUUUGUCCCCCUGGGCACCCUUCUGCAGCUGCCCCAGUUCCACAGCUUCUCCACUGAAGAUGUGCAGCGUGUGGUGAACACCAACAGGAAGCAGCGCUUCACUCUGCGGCCAGGAGAUCCCAGCACUGGCCCCCUCAUCCGAGCCAACCAGGGCCACUCCCUGAAGGUACCCGAGUUGGAGCUGAUGCCUCUGGAGACGCCACAAGCUCUGCCUCUGGUACUAGUACAUGGUACAUUCUGGAAGCACUGGCCAUCCAUCCUGCUCAAGGGCCUGUCAUGCCAGGGAAGGACACACAUCCACUUGGCUCCAGGACUGCCUGGAGACUCUGGCGUCAUCAGUGGCAUGCGCCCAAAUUGUGAAGUGGCUGUGUUCAUCAAUGGACCCCUGGCCCUGUCAGAUGGAAUCUCCUUCUUCCGCUCUGCUAACGGGGUGAUCUUGACUCCAGGGAAUGCUGAUGGCUUCCUGCUUCCCAAGUACUUCAAGGAGGCCCUGCAGCUGCGCCCUACCCGAAAGCCUCUCUCCUUGGCUGGUGAUAAAGGGACAAAGUAGCAGAGUGGCCCCAAGCACAGCCUGAGAGGAAGGAGGAUGAUCCAACAAUAAAAUAUUUAUUUAUUUUAAAAAAUCUAAAAAAGUAUCAAGAAACUCUAGUUUUAAACCAA